This is a messenger RNA of Epithele typhae, 2364 nucleotides long. RefSeq lists its product as uncharacterized. Lineage: Eukaryota; Fungi; Basidiomycota; Agaricomycetes; Polyporales; Epitheliaceae. The transcript has 11 exons. The coding region runs from base 1 to 2364 and encodes 787 amino acids. The record is from RefSeq and is a predicted model, not a curated record.
AUGAAGAUGUGGGGGAAACCAGCGAUCGGCGUACUCUUGUGCCUUUCGGUCGAGAGAAACGUCCGGUGGAGACGACCCGUGGUUGAGAAAAGCAAGCCUGCAGCCCAGGACAUAACCCUCAGCACAGACGUGGUUUCUGUCGAUAGGGCCGUAUGGAACGAAGUUGGGGGCAUCGAGGUGAUAACGUUCAGCGAAGACUUCCGUCGCUGUCGGAACGGUGGCGAUAUCCUCAUCCACGCCGUAAGCCAUCACGAGGAGAUGUUUGGCAGCUUCAGGAGAGAAGAGAUAGCCUCCAACGUAGGCAGAAUGAAUCGGCGACAUAAUGACGGGGAAGACGUCACGUGGACGUGUCGCGGGCCGCCAGCCGCGGUUAGCGCUCAACCUCAACCAUCCUCGAACUCCGCACUUUCUGAACAGUCCCGUGAGGCGUGGUCUCGACCACAAGCGGACAACAAUGCGUCUGCACACGCUCCAAUUGUUCCAACGAGUACAAAACUCCUCCGCCAGCGCUUUUCUUAUGUUUCUCCACCGUCCACGAUCCACUGUCUGCCACCGCCACCAACCACUUUCAACCACUCUGCUCCCCUCGCGCUCUUCUCUGGCUACUCCCCCAUCAUUUCCAAGGCCAAUAAAAUGAAGCAGAAAACCAUCGCUGAGAACGAUAAGGGUUCGGAAGCACAAGCGGCACAGAAGGAGCGAGAAAAAGCAGCACGGGCGUCCAAGAAGGAGUUGGCGGAUGCAGCACGGGCUGCCAAGAAGGAGCAGGAAAACGCAGCGCGAGCGGCCAAGAAAGAGCUGGACAAGGCUGCCCGUGAUGGGCGUCGAGCUCGGCGAGAACAACAACAGGAUGGGCAACCCUCCCUCGAGGAAGAGGAGCGCACCAUGCGACGGAUCAACUUGCCUCCGACCAACUGGAACGACCUCCUCAAUCAUUGCGCAAGGGUCGUCCAUAGCAUGUCGCUGGCCCGUCCGAGUGACAACGUUACAGCGCGUACGGUAAAAGCUUUCGGUAAAGCUGUCGCUGCUAGGUGGUCAGGCUAUGUUUCGGAACUUCGGCAGAACCACCAGGCAAUGAACCGUGCAGGCGGCCCUGAAGAUGGGCGAGUUCCGUCGACCGGAGAUUCCGCAUCGCCAGUAAAUCAGGAACAGACGGAUACUCCGAUCUCAGCCCUCAAGCUGGACUCCAACGUGGAGUUCACAUUUGACGAUCUAGAAGACAUGCUUUUUUCUUACGCAGCCAGGCUGGAAUCUAGAGAGUACGAUCCAACUUUACUCAUCGCCGGUUUUGGCACCUCGUUCAAUUAUUUUGCUUUCAGCCCCAAAUGUAAGAAGGUUAGGCAUAUGGUGCUCAGAACAAUUCAACAGAUCAACGAAGUCAAGAGUGGUAUCAAGAAAGAGGAAUAUCCGGAAGAGCCAUGCCUGUCUUCGCCGGAUCCGCGGAUGACUCGCGCCAUGAGCCGCGAACCCAAGACCGAGGAGCCCGAAGAGAUAGAUCUUACGCAUAUUGACCGCCUUGUCGAUGGCGAUAUUCUUGCAGAUAUCACCCUGCUCUUGGCCGAAUACAAGAAGACUCUCGUGCGCCUCCUUGUUCUCACUACAUCGCUCGGUACUAACCCUUGUGCUGGCACUCGGUCAUGGCAGAGUAAUGACGGUAAGGACUUCGCGAAGCUUGACACGGUGAUGAAUAGGCUCUGGAAGUGCCCGCCUGCUCCGAGCUUCGAUCCGACGAAGCCUCCUUGUGAUCUGGACGAGUUCAAGGCACGCAUCGCACCUUGGGUUCCGAAAGCGAUCGAACGCCUCUCUCGGGAAACCACCCGCUAUGAGGCUAGCCUCGACGCUGUGGUUGGCUCGCUUCUGGCGUGCAAUUUCACUGCCGACGGGGGAUACUCUCUCCGCGCACAGUGGAAGCUCAACCAGCCAUGGUACUUGUGUGCUACCAAGAAGACUUCAAAGAAGCACCGUGAUUCACUUGGAAGGGAGGUUUCGGAGACCUACAUAAUCCCAGAGUUCACCAUCAUCUGUCUCGACGAGGAUGGGAAACCGCUGAAGGUCAUCCUCGUGGUCGAGGACAAGCGUACCGCCAACCCGGUAGUUCAGCUCCAAGAUUACGCUGCAUACCUCGGCGAGAAGCACAAUGACCUCAUUGGUCUUGGAUGUCGCCUGGGGUCUACACGAGACGGUGACGGUAUUCAAGCGCUCAUCUGCAGUUACAACGGCGACAAGUUCUUUGGACCUCAGCACAAGACGACCGACGUUACUCGCCGCGCAUACUGGUACUCGAUCAUGGACGACUUCAUCCUGGAGACUCUGUUCAACCUGUGUCGCGACAACUGGCGCUUGGCUGAUAAGGCUAAGGACAACUAG